Molecule: messenger RNA, 4455 nt
Organism: Micropterus salmoides (largemouth bass)
Lineage: Eukaryota; Metazoa; Chordata; Actinopteri; Centrarchiformes; Centrarchidae
Gene: omgb
Product: oligodendrocyte myelin glycoprotein b
Exons: 3
Coding region: 1084-2277 (397 amino acids)
Biological process (GO): neuron projection regeneration
Molecular function (GO): protein binding
Source: RefSeq, a predicted model, not a curated record
UUAUAACAGUACCUGUCACGUAGAUGACCUUUGAAGAAUGAGGAGAGGAAGCUAGCCAAGCGGCGAGUGUUACUAUGUGCGCAUUGUUGGUGAGUGAAAAUUAGUAGCGGAUUGAUAUCAUAAUGAUUGUGUGAAAUUUUAUUAGCAGCGGUCACAAUUCAGCAGCGGCGCACCGCCGCUCCUGACAUUACACAUAAGCCGCAUUUCCAUCAACAUCUCUUUAUGUGCGAGUAGUAGAAGUAGUAGUAUUGCAUUACAAAAUUCUGAAAAAUUUUGUUAUGCUUGCUUGUGGGUUUUUUGCAUUAUUCAAAAAGAGUUAAUGCCUUUAAUGGGAUAUGGAAACACCUUUGCCGUUUUAACUCACAGUGACUGAUCAGCUGUUUCCACUCUGAGAGAAGCAGAAGGGUUAGGGCUUGCUCGUAGAUGGCCAAAGCAACUGAUUUUGCUUCUGGUCUGUGACCUCUACUUUUCUACUCAGUUUAUUACAGUCAUGCGUAACAUACCGCCAACUUCUGACUAAACUACACUGUAGCCAAAUGUAUUUGCAAACCAGUUGAUGGAAAUGUACCUGAUUCAUAGCUUUUCUUUUAUUCCUGUUUUUGUAACAUUAAAAAAAUUUGCUUUAAAUUUGCUUGGAAAUUUGAUGGAAACACUGCUAUAGUUAUCUUUAACUGUUGUUAACAUAAAGGGUAUAUAAGAAUGCAUGCACAUGGGAGAGAGAGAGAGGGGAGUUGCUGCUGUCAGCACACACACACACACACACACACACACACACACCACUCAGCGCUUGCUUGCCUCAUCAGCAGCAGAGUGGGCCGACUCGCUGCUGCAAUUCUGUCUCCAUUCCUUCCCCUCUACGCAGCUCUCCUCCCAACCCAGACCUCAAGCUGCAUCGGGCGAGCAGGAAGGAGGCCAGCGCUAGCAGGCAGCAUGUUUAGUGCCACGCAAGAAACAAGAGCUUGAGACCACUACCUUCCAACAGCAGAGAACCAAUAAAGCACAGAGAAAAACUAAACAGCUGGAACUGCAGAAGGAGACAAUGACGACAGGAGAAAAAGAGAUGACAGACCAACAUUACAAAGGAUGAGAGCCCUGACCAUGCCAUCCUGCUCUGCCCCUCUGCUCUGUCUGCUCCUCCUGCUGUUGUGUGGGCUGCUGGGAGGGCAGGUGCUGUCCAUCUGCCCCCCUGUGUGCUCCUGCAGCCGGGGACACCGUGUGGUGGACUGCUCUUCACGAGGCCUAACCAAGCUACCACCUGGCCUACAGCACAACAUUCGCUUUCUCAACCUUUCUUUUAAUAGCUUGCAGGGUUUGGACAGCCAGCUCAGCCACUAUGCCCACCUGCGAACACUGGACCUGUCCUACAACCGCUUGGAGAGCCUGCCCCCCGCCUUGCCGCGAUCUCUGUGGGACAUCCGAGCGGCGGGGAACCACCUACGCUCACUGGACAAAAACGACACAGCUUACCACUGGAACCUGAAAGUACUUGACCUGUCGGACAAUGAGCUAGAGAGAGUGGUCUUCAUCAACAACACGCUGCCAGGUCUCCAAGCUCUCAACCUCAGUCAUAAUAGGUUUUGGACUGUGCCCACGAAUAUGCCGCACAACUUGGAGAUCAUUGAUUUGUCACAUAACUAUCUGGUGCAGAUCCUGCCUGGAUCAUUGAAUCGGCUGCCAAGACUGGCUCAAAUCUAUCUGCAUGCUAAUCGCUUCUCCUGGUUGUCUGAAGGGAUCUUUGAUAAGCUGACUGGGCUGGAGGUGAUGACUCUUGGGGAUAACCCCUGGGCUUGUGAAGAGGAAGAAAACAUAAUGAGACUCUUGAGAUGGGCUGAACAGACCCGUGCAACUGUCUUAGGCUGCCCUUGUUAUACAAGACCCAUCUGUGGGCAAACCCACUUGGCAACACCAGGUAGGGAGUGGCACUCUGCACUGUUCACAGAGCCACCGCUCUGGGUUAAUAGCAGAGGGGUGGGGCAUGAUGGUCAAUCACCUGCAAGGACUGCAGAGGCCACGUCUAGUUACCAAGUAAAAUCUGCACUUUUCGGGACAGGAAUAUAUCAGGAAAAAAGAGUAGGUAAUGAAUCCGCGGACCACAUGUUGUUUGUCUGGACAUCUUCUACAAGUUUUGACGACUUCUCUACACAAACAAGCACAACAGCAAGCCCACAAUUAGCUAACUCACGGAAUAAAUGUCACGGACUCCUCAACGAGACUGAACUCGCUGUCACCCUGACUAUUUUAGUCAUAGUUAUGACCACAGUUUUCAACACCUUCUGAACAACCUUGACUGGAUACAGAAUACACUAGUUACCUGAUUAUUUUGGACAGUGAAUGUAUGCCUUCUGACACAUUUAUCAUCAUCUUUUUAUCUAGCUCAACAUGUACAACAUAACAAUGUCCCUGAAAGCCCUGUACACAAAGAUAAACUGUAUAAAACUAACUAAACUCAAAAUAUCUAUAUGGUUCAACUGGAGUGCUAAAGUCAAUGCUCAAUUCUAAGUAGAAUACUUGCACACUGGCCGACUGCUAUGCUCAAUGCUUUUUUCAGUAGUGAUGCUUGCGCUACAUUUGCUCCUGUUCAGCCAUUCAAAACAGGACUGACAAUAUACAUUACAUGACAUUCCAUAGCAGCUUUGCAUACCUGGCUUACUGUCAGUGAGUAGUAAAAGAUACCAAUAAAGGUCUAGUUAAAUGAAAGCAUUAAAAGGAAUAGUUAUAGGUGUUCCUGUCUGCAGUGAAAAUGUAAUAAAGAACAGAAAUUUGCUGAAUUAUAACAUUACAAUGCAAUGAACCCCCAUGAUGUAAUACAGUAAGCAAAACAUUUACUCCAAUGAGUAAACCCAAAGCACAAGAAAUUAAUAAUGAUGUUAAAAAGACCAGUCCAUCAAAAUUUCAGCAGAAGUCAACAACUGUUUUGUAUUUCUGUCAGACACUCCAGAAAAAGUUAAUUAGAUCAAAGGAUUUCAUUGUUUUGUCAUUUAUAGUAAGCUUCGAUUGUGUUUCUUCAUCAUAAUGUUGGUGCUGCUUUUUUUUAUACUGAACAAGCAGUUCAAAGGUCUAUUUUCUUCAAAUCUGAAAAAAGCUGUUACGACCAUCACAGUGCCCCUGCUGGCCAUUAGAAAGAAUGCAGGUUUAAGGCACUUCCUCAUGGACUUCAUUCGUCAGACCCAGAGGAUACAGCUUGGUUCUAACCAUGCUGUACAAUUCUAGAUAGACUGCUGACUUUGCUGAGACUAAGUUCAACUUUAAUGCAAAAAACCCCCCAACACAAUAAAAACAUAGAUUGCCACUUGGUCAUUUAUGCACUGACUGAUCAGCCUUUCACAAAACUUAAUAAAGAUAACCAGAAUACAAAUUUAAAUUAUUUCCUUUUUGAACAUACACUUCCAAACAAACAAAGUUCCAAAAUAGAGAAUUCCUGGUACAGGUACAAAUGUAUAACAUGUAGUACUAAAUACCAUAUUAAUCAGCCAAACUGCAAGGCUAUUACAAGAGUUCUUCCUCUGAGGGCUUAUUAUCUCCCUCCUGGGCAUAUCUGUCUGGGUGCAGAUGGAUCAGAAUGUCAAGUCAAGUCAGUUUUAUUUAUAUAGCCCAAGAUCACAAAUCACAGUUUGUUCCAAGGGGUGCUGAAUGUAUGUCUAGUGUGUACCCAAACAGAAAAUAUAAUGCAAGAAGUAACAUUAGCAGUAAUGAACAGAAGACUAAUACUGUAACAGUAUGAACAGUUUUUGGUUCAAUAUUUUUAAGUUAGUCAACCGCACACAGGACUCAAGCAUAAGCGUAGUACAUCACUACAUUCAUAUCUUGAGCCAUCAAAAGCAAAACUUAUAGUAUAGACCAACAACCAAUAAAACAGAUCUCUCAAUUCAAUUAUGUUUAUUAAUAGUGAGUGCUGACAAAAAAAAACUGAAAACCAGGCCGCAUUUCCCACUCCAAUAAAUCCCUAAACCACAAUAUAGUUCACUUCCAGUUAAACAAUCAGUUCAAUUCAGUGCAAAAAAGAAGAAAGAAAAAAAAAAGGAUACCAAAAUAUAAUCAUAGAUUUUUCAGAAAUUACUUGUGAAUCACAAGUCCAAUCCAGUCCAGUCUGAGCUUUUUGUCAAGUCAGUCAGGGUUUAUGUAUAGCUGCUGUGCAAGCAACUCCACAGAAGGUCUGAAGAACUCCUGAAACAGAGGAUUCAGCAAGAGCAACACAGACUAUGAACAAGAAAACAAGCCAACUUUCUGCUCAGACCGGACAGACUCACCACUUCCUUGUAGCACUGCACCAUUUUGGAUUUCAGUAUUGUUGCCAUUUAAAAAGAAUGUGAAUGAAUGCAUUGGUUUAUGAGUCGGGAGGGUGUCUGUGACAGGGACGGGAGUUCUACCACCUUUACUGUUGUUUUGCUUUUCUGUGUGGAUACUGUGUUGGACUGCUUCUCUCCCUCGCUCUCCUCCCCCAACGGUCAAGGCAGA